Molecule: messenger RNA, 1791 nt
Organism: Agrilus planipennis (emerald ash borer)
Lineage: Eukaryota; Metazoa; Arthropoda; Insecta; Coleoptera; Buprestidae
Gene: ort
Product: glycine receptor subunit alpha-2
Exons: 10
Coding region: 299-1594 (431 amino acids)
Biological process (GO): chemical synaptic transmission; regulation of membrane potential; signal transduction
Cellular component (GO): neuron projection; membrane; synapse
Molecular function (GO): chloride channel activity; extracellular ligand-gated monoatomic ion channel activity; transmembrane signaling receptor activity
Source: RefSeq, a predicted model, not a curated record
UGUGAACUUAAAAAUGAGCCCUUCUUCGCUCACAAGGGAAGUCCCUUAGUAGUUGUGCGAAUAUUCAGUUUGCUUUUCAACGCCUACAUACGCUCCUGAGGUCCUGAUGAUGUAAUGGCAUUCAAAAAUCAACUGAUCAUAGCAAAAUUGUGCUGUAAUUUUUUUUCUAAUAUAUUUAUAUUUUUUCGUAUGGAAUUGUUGUUACAGAAUGACUUCCUAAACUAUCAAAUCCUUUUUGCAUCCACAGAGAAUUAAUUUAAAAUUACUUUAUAUUACUAAUGCAAAUGGUUUGUGGAAAAUGAGGUUGACGGACAUGGCAGUGUCUCUAUGGCCUAAACGAAGUAAUGCAUACCCUUUCGCAUUUAUAUUUAUUCUGUUGUACAACAAAGUAGUUGCUGAUCAAAUAGUUCUUGGAACGACUUUAAAAAGCUACUCCAAGCCUGGUUUGACGUUUGAUGAUAUUCUGCCGGAAGAUAGAUCUACUUAUGACAAAAUGAGGCCACCGAAGAAAGAUGGAAAACCAACUAUUGUCUACUUCCACGUCACAGUAAUGGGACUCGACAGCAUUGACGAAACUUCCAUGACUUACGCAGCUGACAUAUUUUUUGCUCAAACUUGGAAGGAUCAUCGACUUAGGUUACCUGAAAAUAUGACCACCGAAUACCGCUUAUUGGAAGUGGAUUGGCUGAAAAAUAUGUGGCGUCCAGAUUCGUUCUUUAAAAAUGCUAAAUCAGUCAUUUUUCAAACGAUGACCAUCCCGAAUCAUUACAUGUGGCUUUAUAAAGAUAAGACGAUUCUUUACAUGGUAAAGUUAACUUUGAAACUUUCUUGUUCGAUGAAUUUUAUGAUAUACCCACAUGAUACCCAGGAGUGUAAACUUCAAAUGGAGAGCUUGUCGCAUACUACUGACGAUAUGAUUUUCCAAUGGGAUCCAGAUGUACCACUGGUAGUCCAUGAAAAUAUCGAAUUACCUCAGUUAGCAUUAGUAAAAAACUACACGGCAGACUGUACGCAAGUGUAUUCAACAGGGAAUUUUACUUGUUUGGAAGUCGUUUUCGUACUAAAAAGGCGACUAGGGUAUUAUCUGUUUCACACAUACGUCCCAACUUGUUUAAUAGUUAUUAUGUCGUGGGUUUCCUUUUGGAUUAAACCGGAAGCUGCCCCGGCAAGAGUUACUUUAGGUGUAACUUCAUUGCUUACACUUUCAACCCAACAUGCCAAAAGCCAAGCAUCUUUGCCACCAGUUUCGUAUUUGAAAGCUGUAGACGCAUUCAUGUCAGUAUGUACAAUUUUUGUAUUUUUGGCGUUAAUGGAAUACUGUCUAGUCAAUAUAGUAUUAGGAGAUUCGGAUGCUCCGAAACCACCAGCACCGCCCCAAACCGUUCCCCCGAAACGUGAAAACGUUUUCGAAUUUCCCGGUAAAGAAAAUGCUUUAUUAUUGACUGGAGCUCCGAAAUUACCCCCUCCACCGACGGCUGCCCAAAAAGCAAGAAAUAGAGCUUUGAAAAUUGAUAAAUGCUCCCGAGUAUUAUUUCCUUUACUUUUCUUUCUAUUAAAUUGUACUUACUGGAUACUUUUUGCUGAGUACAUCUAAACAUUUGAUGUUUUCUCGUUGGAAAAGAACUUAAUGAAAAGUCAUUGAUUGUUACGAUUGUAUGUAGCAUAAUCACGACGGAUAUUGAAAAAGUUACAGUAAAAUUUUAAAUAAAUAUGAAUGUUGAAACGAUUUAAUUGUUUAUUUUAAUGUUAUGAACGUUGAAAUCGAUGUACCUACCUUAGAAAUAUUAAAUA